AUGAUUAUUCAUGCAGCCUUGUUCUGUUCAUUAUCUAUCUAUCUAUCUAUCUAUCUAUCUCAGUCUGUUCAUUAUCUAUCUAUCUAUCUAUCUAUCUCAGUCUGUUCAUUAUCUAUCUAUCUAUCUAUCUAUCUAUCUCAAUCUGUACUUUAUCUCUCUCCACCUGUUCAUAUCUAUCUACUCACUCAUAUCUUUUGUUCAUGUGCCUAUCAUUUAUUCAAUUCUUUCUUUUUUUCUUUCUUUCUUUUUCCUAUAUUUCAGUUUGUUCAUGUCUAUUAUCUAUUCAAUUUUUUCUUUCUUUUUUCUUUCCUUCUUUUUCCUAUAUUUCAGUUUGAUCAUGUGUUUAUCAUUUAUUCAAUUCUUUCUUUCUUUCUCUUCCCUUUCUUUUUUCUUUCUUUCUUAUUCAUAAAUUUCAGUUUGUCAAUGUGUCUAUCAUCUAUUCAAUUCUUUCUUUCUUUCCUUUUUUUCUUUCUUUCUUUUUCCUAUAUUUCAGUUUGUUCACGUGUCUAUCAUCUAUUCAAUUCUUUUUCUGAUAUUUCAGUUAAGCUGAGAAUUUUUCAUCAUCCCUUCUUUAAAUAUGUCAUGUAUUAUCUAUCUAUCUAUCUGAUUUCUUAUCUAUCUAUCUAUCUAUCUAUCUAUCUAUCUAUCUAUCUGCAUCAUCUUAUCUAUCUAUUCAUUAUCAUUCAUUUAUCUAUCUAUCUAUCUGAGCUUUUAUCUUUCUAUCUAUCAAUCUAUCUGACCUGUUUCUAUCUAUCUAUCUAUCUAUCUAUCUAUCUAUCUAUCUAUCUAUCUAUCUAUCUAUCAGAGUUUGUUCUUAUCUAUCAAUUUAGCCAUCUAUCUGUCUGCCAAUAUGCUAUUGUAUCAUAG
Messenger RNA from Acanthosepion pharaonis, 867 nucleotides. The record is from the annotation of a GenBank genome assembly. Lineage: Eukaryota; Metazoa; Mollusca; Cephalopoda; Sepiida; Sepiidae.